ACAAAAACAUCACGAGUGGCCGCUGGAGCUCUGGGUGCGACUACGACCUACAUAUACAGCACAUGGUGGCGGUUGGUAGCUGGUUGGAGCGACGGAUAUCAUCGGGUCCUAGACUGUGUUCAGAGAUUUUCGUAUCACGCCUCAAAUUAAAGUUGUGAAACUUUACUUUGGUGUUAAACGACUACAACCUGGGCGGCAUUUGUUUUUGUUAAAAGUCUGUGAACGAGCGUCAUAUAGCGAGUUUGAGGACUUUCUAAAACAAUAGUCCUACUCCGUCAGCAGCAGCUACGCAGAAGCUAGCAUGUCGACCGGCACAAAAGAAGUUAAAAGUUGCCCCAUCCCGACCAGGGUGCUCACUCUGAAGGACUGGUCCCAGCUACCCGACUGUUACAGCCAGACACCCGGGGGCACCCUGUUCUCCACCACGCCUGGAGGUACUCGUAUCAUCUAUGACAGGAAGUUUCUGUUAGAUUGUAGAAACUCCCCUCUUGCCCGGACCCCCCCAUGCUGUUUGCCUCAGAUUCCAGGGGUAACAGUACCUGCUACACACCCCAUUGGGAAAUUGCAGGAUCUCAAAGAGGAAGCUGAGGAGGAAGAGAAGGACAUUGCAGAUGACAACCAGUUUGAGAUGGACAUCUGAACUCCAAGUACUACCUCCUGUGGAGAGUUAUUAAUCAAAACACCUCCAAGGUCAUUAAUGACUGUAAUGCAUUGCAUAUAAAGCUUUUUUCACCAUGUUGUAUCUUUUUUUUUUUUUUUUUUUUUUUGGGAAAAAACGCUUUUGUGAAGAACCAAAAAGAAUGGAAAAGUUAGAAAGCUGUAGGGUGUUUUUGACCCUAAAAUAGUGUGUUAAACAAAGAAAUGGUAUUACAUAGGUUGAUUAGUUGCUCACUCACUUCAGAGCUGCAGGAGGACAGAAAAAGAAAAUCAUUUUUUUAAUUUCACUUUUUUUUAUCUUUUGUAAAUAAGAAAGUUGUACUAUGUAGCCUAUUUUUUAAGUUGGGGAAUACAUUAGUAUUCUCACGGCAGGCCUCAGUUUUGUUGUAUCCUCCCAGAUAGGAUGGCUAACCUUCUUUGAGAUAGGCAAACACAUGUCUCCUAAUAUUGGGGGUCAGGGCCUACUGAAAAUCAGCUCCUACUUUUUUUUUUUUUCUAUGGAGGGAGAGAUGAAAUGUGAAUAAUUUCAAAUAAAGGCUGUUUGAAAUGUCA
Scatophagus argus is the source of this 1209-nucleotide messenger RNA. It is a transcript of the gene eif4ebp3l, whose product is annotated as eukaryotic translation initiation factor 4E binding protein 3, like. Gene Ontology annotation, molecular function: eukaryotic initiation factor 4E binding. NCBI's taxonomy places the organism in Eukaryota, Metazoa, Chordata, Actinopteri, Scatophagidae. Gene Ontology annotation, cellular component: cytoplasm. The transcript has 3 exons. The coding region runs from base 302 to 640 and encodes 112 amino acids. The record is from RefSeq and is a predicted model, not a curated record. Gene Ontology annotation, biological process: negative regulation of translational initiation.